AUGCAGCCGGGAUUUGCAACGCCAACCGAACGCCUUUCCCAGAUGAAUGACAGGCAAACUACUGUUAUAGGAAACAGCCGGUUUGCCACAGACAAUAGCGAAGAGAUAACGACCAAUCUGCAGGAGGAGCUCGGCGGGACAGGAAUUGAGUCGAAGCCCUGCAUUAGGACGGAGAUAAGUUCUUUCAGGCAGUUUUCAAUUUCCAGAGCAAAGCCAGUACGGAACAAAUAUCCAGCUCCGAAGAAUUCUUCCAUGAAACAGCAGGAAGUGAAAGUACAGGAGACUGAUUGGGUACACAGACUGGUGCAGUAUGGCUAUCAGAAUCACAGCUUCACCCCUGAAGAAAGAACAGAGGGCACAGUCCUGUUGAAAAUGAUCGAAUGGCCAAACCCUCCCAAUGCUGAAGUUCCCUUUCGGAAAAGCAGUGACCCAUCGCAUACCUGCUUUGUUAUUUUAAAUUCUGGAAAGACUUUCCGCGUCGGAGAUCAGUUACAGGUGAUGCUGCAUAUGUACGAUUUUGAAGGAAAUCCGAAGCAAUACGGAGGUGACUAUCUCCAAGCCCGGAUCCACACCCCAGAGUUGAAAGCCAGUUCAACAGGAACAGUUAUAGAUAACCAAAAUGGAAGUUAUUACAUAAAUUUUACUUUAUCCUGGCCGGGAAAAGUCCAAAUGUCUGUUUCCCUGGUUCAUCCCAGUGAAGGGAUAAAAGUACUAAAAAGGCUACGUGAAGAACGGCCAGAUCGAGUGUAUUUGAAAAGUGCUUUCAAAGCUGGGGAUGUUUCAGAGACUACUGUAUGCAAUCUGUUUUUGCCUCACACUAAGCCACUCUGUAACUUCACUGAUCUCAGGACUGGGGAGCCCUGGUUCUGUUACAAACCCAAGAAGCUUCCCUGCUCUUCUCGCAUUAAUCAUGGUGUAGGAGGAUAUGUAAAGGAUGUUUUAAUUGGAGAAGAGAGGCAGUUUUUACAAAGAAGAAUCAACAUCAAGAAGCCCAUAUUACCCUGUGCAGCUGGUUAUAUAAUCGUAGAGCCGUCACCUCGACCAACCACAGAUCUCGGAGAAUGUGUUCAGGGAAUGCCAAUGGUAUCACCAUCUGGCUUUUAUUUUAAGAACCAGUGGAUGUCAACAACCUGUAAUAUUCGGCACUUUGUUACUCCUGCAAGUAUUACAAAAUGCCUUCAUGGGAAAAAGGUUCAUCUGUUUGGAGAUUCCACAAUACGCCAGUGGUUUGAAUACCUGACUGCAUAUCUUCCUAAUCUUAGAAUGUUUGACCUUGGCACUCAUAUCAAGGCUGGCCCUCUGUGUGCUUUGGACAUGGAAAACAACAUCAUGCUGGAAUUUUGUGCUCAUGGCCCACCAAUCCAAUUCACUACUCUUUCAAGCCAGCAUCUGUUCUACAUUUCAAAUAAACUGAAUGAAAUUAAAGGAGGGAAAGACACAGUUAUUGGCAUCACCCUAUGUGCCCAUUUCAACACUUUUCCAGUGGAAGUGUAUAUCAGAAGGCUGCAGUAUAUCCGGAGAUCAAUUCUACAGCUGCUGGCCAGGAAUCCAGAUACAGUGAUUGUUAUAAAGACUGCUAAUGUACGGGAAGCUAUACAAGAUCACAUUCAUAACUAUAAUGACUGGUUCUCUUAUCAACUUGAUCUACUGAUGAGAAGGAUAUUUGCAGGCAUCAACGUAGCAUUUGUGGAUGCGUGGGAAAUGACCAUAGCCCACAACCUGCCCCAUAACAUACACCCUCCUCAAAUCAUUAUAAAGAAUGAAGUAGAUGUGCUUCUUUCAUAUGUGUGCCCUUCAUAA
Pristis pectinata (smalltooth sawfish) is the source of this 1800-nucleotide messenger RNA. Its product is annotated as NXPE family member 3-like. The coding region runs from base 1 to 1800 and encodes 599 amino acids. NCBI's taxonomy places the organism in Eukaryota, Metazoa, Chordata, Chondrichthyes, Rhinopristiformes, Pristidae. The transcript has 5 exons. The record is from RefSeq and is a predicted model, not a curated record.